Mytilus trossulus (common blue mussel) is the source of this 2833-nucleotide messenger RNA. RefSeq names its product beta-galactosidase-like. Gene Ontology annotation, molecular function: beta-galactosidase activity. Lineage: Eukaryota; Metazoa; Mollusca; Bivalvia; Mytilida; Mytilidae. Gene Ontology annotation, biological process: carbohydrate metabolic process. The transcript is spliced from 17 exons. The record is from RefSeq and is a predicted model, not a curated record. Bases 46 to 2049 code for a protein of 667 amino acids. Gene Ontology annotation, cellular component: vacuole.
CCCAGUCAUAUGGUCUAAUCACAUGACUUCAACAAAACAUUGAAAAUGGCGACCUACAUGUUUCGUCCAACUUUCACUUUCGUCUUUUUAUUUAUCAUCAUACAUGCACUAAAGGCAAACAGAACGUUUACAAUUGAUUAUGAUAAUGACAUGUUCCGUAUGGAUGGCAAACCUUUCCGUUAUAUCUCUGGCAGUAUACAUUAUAGCAGGAUACCUUCAUAUUACUGGAAAGACAGAUUACAGAAAAUGAAAGCUGCUGGCUUGAAUGCUGUUCAAGUAUAUGUACCUUGGAAUUUCCAUGAGAUGGAGGAGAAUGAAUUAAAUUUUGAAGGAGACAAAGAUUUAGUUGGAUUCAUUAAGCAGGCACAGGAAGUAGACUUGUUUGUUGUACUUAGAGCAGGGCCUUAUAUCUGUGGAGAGUGGGAUUUUGGUGGAUUCCCUCCAUACAUAUUAGCCAAGAAUCCCAAUACAAUAUUCCGCACUAUGGAUUCAACGUACAUAAAGUAUGUAGAUAAGUGGUUAGAUGUGCUGUAUCCAAUGUUAAAACCUUUGCUGUACAUAAAUGGUGGGCCAGUGUUAAUGGUUCAGAUAGAGAAUGAAUAUGGAAGUUACAAGGUAACCGGGGGAUACUGUGAUCAUGAUUAUAUGAGACAUCUGAGGAACAAAGCAUUUUCACUUUUAGGCAAAGAAGCUGUUAUAUUUACCACAGACGGUGACCGUGACAGCCCUGAGUUGAGGUGUGGCACUAUUGAAGGAGUAUAUGCCACAAUUGAUUUUCAUCCUACCCUGGAUCCUAAGAAAGCAUUUCAACCACAAAGAGACUGGGAACCUAAAGGGCCUUUGGUAAACUCUGAGUUUUAUACUGGUUGGUUAGAUCACUGGGGAUUCAAACAUUCCACGACAGGUUUAGAUAUUGUUGCCAAGAGUUUAGAUGUGUUACUUGCCUAUGGUGCUAAUAUCAACAUGUAUAUGUUUGAAGGUGGCACCAACUUUGGCUACUGGAAUGGAGCAAAUUAUCCAGCAUUCUUGCCAGUGCCUACAAGUUAUGACUAUGAUGGUCCACUAACAGAAGCUGGGGAUGUAACUGAUAAAUAUUUGGCACUCAGACAAGUCAUUUCAAAGUAUGUUAAGACACCACCCAUGCCUAUUCCAGCUAAUACCCCAAAGAUGGCCUAUGGAAAAAUAGAAAUGAAAUUUGCAGGAACAGUUCAGGAUUUACUUGAUAAAUUGAGAAAACCAAACCAGAAACCAGUUACUGCAACUUAUCCUGUUUAUAUGCAAGCAUUUGGACAGUAUCAAGGUUAUGCCUUGUACAGACACAUAUUCAAACAAGAUUACCCCACAGCUCAGAAUCUGUCAGUGGUUGGGAUCAGAGACAGGGGAUAUAUUAUGAUAGACCAGGUUCCUGUUGGUCUGGUGAUCAGGGAAAGAAUACAUAAUUUAUCUUUAAGUAUCACAGCAAAGAAAGGUCAAACAUUAGAUAUACUUGUGGAGAACCAGGGACAUAUAAACUUUGGAUCUGGUAUUAAUAACAAUACUAAGGGUAUCAUACACAAUGUUACAAUAGGAACCACAAUAUUAACAGACUGGGAAAUGUUUCCUGUAUCUCCUGAAUUAUAUGUACCAAGUACAGAUACAUUUAAAAGUACUGGAACACCUUAUUACAGUAAGGAUGGGAGAUUUAUGUCGCCCUCUAUUUAUGUAGGACAGAUGCCAACCCUUACAGACCCUCAAGAUACCUAUCUAGAUCCAACUACCUGGUCAAAGGGUCAGACAAUCAUAAGGAGUAACACAGCCUAUAACAUCGGACGAUAUUGGCCCAUUGCUGGACCACAAAUAAGACUGUUUGUACCAAAGCCUUACCUGGCUCCAAACACUGUUAAUAAUGUGAUAAUGUUCGAACUUGAAAUGGCACCAUGUAAAACCCAGGCUGGAUGUACUGUUGAGUUUAAAGAUAAACCUUUAAUCAAUGCUACUGCACAUGGACCUUAUCAUAAAUAUAUGUCUCAAGAAAUAGGUUAUAAAUAUAACUGGCAUUCAUUUCAUUAAAUCGUUAUUAGUUAUAUUAUAUAAAUUUUGUUUAAAAUUAUGAUGUAAUAGUGACCAAUAGUAUUAGAUGGCAACUAAUUUUUUUUACAUUUUUAUUUAUGUUAAAUACGUUUUCAAGGCUCCUAUUUAAAAGAAAUUGUUAAAAUUUUUAUUUCCUUAAGGUUAUAGUAUGCCAAAUACCUAAAACAUGAUAAUGAUGAUAGGAAAACAAAAAGAUUUUAAUAUUCACAUAAUAUUUAGAAUUAAAAUGAAAUUAUUAACAAAUUUAUUUACAGCAUGGUAGGAUAUUUUAUUCUUUAGGCUUUGAUGAUUUAAACCAUAUUUUACAAAGGUAAAAUCUAAAACAGUAUCGUCACAUAUUUUUCUUUGUUUGAAUGAAAAAAAUGCUACUUGGUAUUUGAAAAUUAGGUGUUAUGUUAGUGGUAGUAUGAAAUAAGUUUUUGAUUAUACAUGUAUAAUAUGAGUUUUGUUAGUAUGAAUGUUCAAUAUUCUUUGUGAGAAAAUCAAAAAUCAUGCAUUCCUUGAAGAUUUAAAAAUCUGUUGAAAAUACAAAAUACGUAUAAUUUUGUUUUGGGAUGUUAACGUAUAUGUGAAUGUGGUGCAUUUGAUAUAUGAGAGGUUUUUAUAUAUUUGAUGUUUGGGAGUUUUGUAUUAUACUUACUGGGUGUAAGAUGGGGACAAUGUACUGUUGAUAAAUAUGAUUUAUAAAGAAAUAAUUCCAUAGAUUUAAUAGUGCUUUUGUUAUAUUUGUAAUAUUUUCUGAUUAAAUAGUGGUUUUGUUAUA